CUUUAAUUAUCAAUUUUCAAUUUGAUAAUAGGAUGCGAAAUCUCCCAUUUCAAUAAAAAUCAAAUCUUGAUCCGCAGCCAUGGAUGAAUUCCAUAAGCAUUCAUCACCAUUUUUACUCGUCGUCUAUCUCCUGCUAAUCCGCUCCCUGUUUUCCACUGCAACCGACACCAUAACCACCUCUGCAAGAAUCAGAGAUGGAGAAACACUCGUUUCUUCAAACGGAGUCUUCGAGCUCGGUUUCUUCAACCUCACCAAUUCCCCCAAUCGCUAUGUCGGAAUCUGGUACAGCAACAUAACCGUUCCUACUUAUGUGUGGGUCGCAAACAGAGAGUCUCCGCUCACAGACAGAAACGGCGCGUUAACGGUAACGGCGCCUGGCGUCCUUGCUAUUCUUAACAGAACUAACGGCACCGUCUGGUCGUCCGCGUUUACUGAAGCCACGACUCAAUCCCCAAACCCAAUCGCUCGAUUGCUCGACUCCGGGAAUCUGAUCGUCAAAGAUGCAGGCGAUGAUGAUAACUUCCUCUGGCAGAGCUUCGAUUACCCCUGCGACACGUUGCUGGCCGGAAUCAGGCUGGGGUGGAACUACGUCACCGGCGUGGAGACCUACAUUUCGUCGUGGAAAAGCGACGGCGAUCCGUCGAAAGGCGAGUAUUCGUCGCACGUUGACCCCACCGGAUACCCGCAGAUGGUGCUGAAGAAGGGAUCAGCCUUUCAGUACAGGAUCGGGCCGUGGAACGGGCUCCGGUGGAGCGGGGCCCCCGACACGAGCAACGACCCGACCUACAGCGUCUCGCUGCAGAUGACGCGAGACGAGGUGCGCUACACGGAGGGCAGGGUCGGGGACUCUGUUUUGUCGAUAUCGAGGCUGAAUCCCAACGGGGAAGGAGUUCGCUCCACGUGGAACGAUCGGACAAAUUCGUGGACUACUUACACGAACGUGCCGGCUGACAACUGCGACAGCUACGGGCUGUGCGGACCCCACGGCAGCUGCAAUGCGGGGACGUCCCCAUCGUGCGGGUGCCUCGACAGGUUCGUGGCGAGGGAUCCGGAGAGCUGGGGGCGGGCGGACUGGUCGGAUGGGUGCGUGAGGAGGAUUGCGUUGAGCUGUGGUACGGAUAAGUUUUUGAAGUACUCUGCCAUCAAACUGCCUGAUGCUCGGAACACUACCUACAAUGUGGAGAGGAGGAGCCUUGCGGAGUGCCAAUUGGAUUGCGCGAGGGACUGUUCGUGUGUGGCGUAUGCGCAGCUCAACAUCAGUGGCGCCGGGAGUGGAUGCUUGUUCUACCAUGGCGACUUGAUCGAUAUCAGGGUGAUGGCUUCGGCAGGCCAGGAUCUUUAUAUCAGAAUGGCUGCGGCUGAGCCUGGUGAUGUGUCGAGCACGAACAGGAAUGGUGGAAAUAGAGGGAGAAAAAGAACUAUAGUUAUAGCAAGUGCUACGUCGGUAGCGGUGAUGGUUUUCAUGUGCCUACUCUUCGUUUAUGUUUAUGGCCGGAGGAGAAAGAACGAUACGAGUAUGAAUGAUGAAGUUGUAGGGCUGUUUAGUGCAACUCAUGUGAAAGAAGCAGAGCUGCCAUUCUUUAGCUUGCCUACAAUUUUGAAAGCUACUGAUAAUUUUUCAAACAAGAACAAGCUUGGUGAAGGUGGAUUUGGACCAGUCUACAGAGGCUUGCUGGAAGACGGGCAAGAAAUUGCUGUGAAACGCUUGUCAAAGACGUCGAGGCAAGGAGUGAACGAGCUGAGAAACGAAGUGAUGCUGAUAGCCAAACUUCAGCAUCGUAAUCUAGUGAGGACUCUGGGAUUUUGCGCUCAAGGAGAGGAGCACAUGUUGAUCUACGAAUACAUGCCUAAUCAUAGCCUCGACUUAAUGUUAUUUGGUGAUACCUUUUUCCAAACUCUAAAUUUAAACUCACUUUGGAUCUCGUCUAAUCGUCUAUAUUUUUGGACAGACCAAGAAAAGAGUAGGCUCCUUGACUGGCAAAAGCGCUUCGAUAUCAUCAACGGAAUUGCGAAAGGGCUACUCUAUCUUCAUCAAGAUUCGAGGCUGAGAAUCAUCCACCGCGACCUCAAAGCUAGCAACAUAUUGCUGGAUGCUGAUAUGAUUCCCAAGAUAUCCGACUUUGGAUUAGCUAGGAGCUUCGGAGGAAACCAAACAGAAGCUCAGACGCGCAGAGUUGUUGGGACAUACGGCUACAUGUCUCCAGAAUACGCUAUAGAUGGGUUGUUUUCAGUCAAAUCUGACGUUUUCAGUUUUGGUGUUCUCGUGCUGGAGAUCGUUAGCGGCAACAGAAACAGAGGAUUCCUCCUUAAAGACCACAAUCUCAAUCUUCUCGGACAUGCGUGGAGGCUUUACAUGGAAGAUAGUUCGAGAAAGCUACUCGAUCCUUGUCUGGAUGAGGCGUUCAACUGGGGACAAGUGGAACGUGCCAUCCACGUGGGGCUGCUGUGCGUGCAGAAUAGCCCAGACGACAGGCCAAGCAUGUCGUCUGUGGUGUUCAUGCUGGGGAAUGAAGUGGCGCUACCGCAGGCGAAGCAGCCGGGUUUCUUCACGGAGAGAGACAUUUCUAUUGAUCACAGCUCUAGCAGCUCUAAUCCCACAGUUACGCAUAAUGAGAUUACAAUCACUUGGACACAAGGUAGAUAGAAAUCAACAUUGUUGUAUAGUGUGUCGAUUAUAUGUGUAAUUAAAAUAGAGUGAAAGACAGAGAGAAAGAGAGAUGUGUAGAAAUACUGCCAUUUAUUUGAAAUUUUGAUGCUAGAAAUCUUAGCUGGUGUCUUUAGAUA
Salvia splendens (bonfire salvia) is the source of this 2784-nucleotide messenger RNA. RefSeq names its product G-type lectin S-receptor-like serine/threonine-protein kinase At4g27290. Gene Ontology annotation, biological process: protein phosphorylation; recognition of pollen. Gene Ontology annotation, cellular component: plasma membrane. The transcript is spliced from 6 exons. Gene Ontology annotation, molecular function: ATP binding; protein serine/threonine kinase activity. The record is from RefSeq and is a predicted model, not a curated record. Lineage: Eukaryota; Viridiplantae; Streptophyta; Magnoliopsida; Lamiales; Lamiaceae. Bases 80 to 2644 code for a protein of 854 amino acids.